Molecule: messenger RNA, 3746 nt
Organism: Pecten maximus
Lineage: Eukaryota; Metazoa; Mollusca; Bivalvia; Pectinida; Pectinidae
Product: opioid-binding protein/cell adhesion molecule-like
Exons: 8
Coding region: 591-1817 (408 amino acids)
Cellular component (GO): neuron projection
Source: RefSeq, a predicted model, not a curated record
UGCUCCACCUCAGUGAGACGGAAUCACCUGGAGUUCUAUCGCCCGGUACACCAAACCUUACCACAGAUGGCUAUGCUCUGAGCCGCUCCAGUCCAGAUUUAACGCAUUAAUAUUGAAAGAAUGCUUUUCGCUUUAAUUUCUUACAGGUUCGAUUCCAGUCAGGAUGUUUGGGAAUUUGAAACGCUAGUGACUUCAGGUCCCUUGGAAGACUGUGUGCGGUAACUCUCAGGGCGCACGGCUCCGGGUGUUGUUGCUACACUAUUAGCGAGAUCAACAGCCUACCUUAUCGCAAUUCUCGGAGAGCGACUACCGUUGGCGGAGACCCACCUUGGGGAGUAGGGCAACUUUUUCUUGGGAUCUUUGUCACCGUGAAUCGUGUGUCUUUAAUGAUCUUAUACCAGUUGGAUUGUCUAUCUGAUCAGAAUAGUAGUGUGGUCAAGGACAAUUCUAACUAUGGAAUUUGGAUUCGGUUAUCCUCCUAAAUAGCCAGAAGGUAGCCCACGGAGAGUUAUAGAUGUUGUGACGUUUAACUUGUUUUCAAAACAUCAGUUUGGAUAUUAUACAUCCCAGGAAAACUGUGAUCAUUCACUAUGCUGUUCUAUCAUCAUUUCUGGAUUGCCGGAUUCUCAGUGUUGGCGGUUUUGGAGAAUACUAGCAGCGAUAUAGUAGAUACACCUAUCUUUGACACUCGUCCUGAAAAUGUGACAGUUUUAGCUGGAGAGACGGCGACCCUACCUUGUCAAGUUGAUAGCCUCGGCAAGAAAUAUAAGGUGGUAUGGAUGAGUCCGAAGAUGAUAUUAAUAUCAAAUGGAGAUCGCCGGUUAAUGGACGAUGACCGGAUGUCGGUUGAGCGUCCAUACGAUCCUGAUUGGAACCUGCACAUCCGGAAGGUCCGGUAUGAUGACAGGGGCAUGUAUAGGUGUACCCUAAACACGGACCCAGUCAGUGUCAAGUCAGUACACCUCCGGGUCGACGUGGCACCUGAUAUCAAUGAGGAAUGGUCGAGCAGUAAUACGGUUGUUAACGAAGGAAGUACUGUGGAGCUACACUGCAAUGCUUCCGGUGUCCCCACGCCAAACAUACGGUGGUACCGGAAGACCAAGUACACCUCUACCAUGGAAAAGGAACCGAUCGGAACCCCCGGCGAGAUUCUGUUCAUACACAACAUAAGUCGGUACUGUGAUGGCAUCUACGAAUGUGUUGCCUCCAACGGAGUGGCGGAAGACGAGUCGAAAGAGAUCAAAGUCGAUGUUCAGUUUAAACCGGAAGUUCGGCUGCUGACGUCACGGAUGGGACAAUACGUGGGUAAAGAAACUAUUUUAAGCUGUAUUAUAUCGGCAUCACCUCAGGCAGAGGUUUUCUGGAGAAAGGGAGAUAAAAAAUUGGUGACAGAAUAUGGAAAAUAUCGUUCUGAUGUAUUCCACGACCGGCCUCAUACCCUGACUCUCAAUCUACAAAUCCACAACCUGCAGAAAGAAGACUUUGGCAACUAUACUUGCGAAGCAUCCAACAAAUUGGGAAGAGACAGUGAAAACAUGCUUCUAUACGAAUAUGCUACACGGAAGAUAGAGAUUCCCACGAGCACGUUUCCUCCAGGAAAGGCCAAUAUUCGCGGCAGUAGCGGAGCGGGUACGACCACGACUUUCCCACGUUAUAAUAACCAAAUCACAGCAUAUAACAAAUACAAUCAAAACGGUCCUGUGGAAAUGGAACUCAAUGGAGCUGAUGGUUACUUCCGGAAGUCCGUAUCUGUAUUACUACGCACUUUGACAUGGACGUUAUGUAUAGUUGUAUACAAUCUGUGCUCAUUCACGUGACAUCCGCGUCGAAACAUUUAAAUACCAAGAAACACCUACAUACGAGGAAUUUCUACAGGCUAAUUAUAAACUCGUGGAAGGGAGAUAACUGCACCAAAGAAAAUAACACAAAAUAAUAUAGAUAAGUGUAGUCAACGAGUAUUGCACCAGACAUAAUGUACGAAGUGCAGAAACCAAAGUAACUGACAUUUUAAUGACCUACUAUUUAUUGAGGAUGUAUUAUUGGAUUCGUGGCAUGCUGUAGAGUACAUUCACACCAGCGAUGCAUGCCGACAUAGAUUUAUAUAGACGCGCAUCGUCCCAAACAAAUGUCGUAAACAGGCUGACGUCCCAAACAGAUGUCGUAAACAGUCCGACGUCCCAAACAGAUGUCGUAAACAGUCCGACGUCCCAAACAGAUGUCGUAAAAUUAUGUACAAAUGCAUUGUAAAUAUUCAAUACUUCUUAAUACUUUGUUUUCAUGAUAUCCUCUCACUUGUUAAUGCCAUAACGUCGAUUGUGUCUUAAUAUCCAAGCUGGAACAUUUUUAUUAUUACUUGUGCAUAUAUCUUGAUGGUGAUGAAAAAUAACAAUGUAGACUAUUACAUGCACGUGUAAAUAACCAUGAGUUCAAAUUCGUAGCACAGCUUCAAUGUCUGCUAGGGAGGAGGGUUUUCUUUUAAGUCUUGUUCUAUCCCAUUUCAUAAGAAUGCUAUGCAAUAUUCAACUCUGACCAAAACAUUCUAUAAGAAAAAUCUUCGUUUCCUCUUUUUUAAGUUCAAAUAUAUCACAACAUAACUAUCUAUAUCCCAUGAUAGUUGUAGAGGUUCUACUGUACUGCAUUGACGUUAUGAAGGCGAAUUAGUUUAUCAAUCCAUACAAGAGUAUCGAAAAAAGUUGAAAAAAAAUAUAUAAAAAAGAAAGGGAAAGAAAUGGUUUUACAUGUAUCCAAAUAGUUAAUAUCUGCAUCGCAAACAAUUUUGUGGUAUUAUUUAGGGCUCAAUCCAUGAUUGUACAGGGUUCAGCUUUACGUUCGCGAUCGAGCUAAUCGAAAUACCACAUGGUGUGGCUCCGUGUUCGCUUCUCGUUUGUUUCUAUUCUGGCUUCUCACAUUACAUAGAAGAUUUUACAAACUAAUUAUCGUAUUAUUUCUCUUCAUCAGUCCUCGUAUGAAUUAUAUAUGCUUACCCUCGACGUUAGGAUCACAGGAUGGCGGAUAGACAUAAUUCUGUAUUCAGGAUGUCAUUAGUAAAGGGUUAGUGUUUAACAAACAAUGUUAUGGGGACGUAUCUACUCCGAGGUUUGUGAUUAAGUCCUCGUGUGACUACGAGGAUUAUAUGGUGUGCAUAACUUUGUAAAUCUGUCAAUGAUGUGAUAUCGAUUGUGAAGAUUAUUUGAAUGCCUCCUGGCUAUCUACGUAAUACACUGCUUAGCAAUGACGUCACAGUGCUUAUAUAAUGCUCUAAGAGAAAAGGUUUCAGCUUGUCUUAAACACACAUAGUAGAUACAUGAGUAUAUAGAAUGCACAUGCAGGGUUGUUUAGAUAUUCACAUUGAUGAAACAUUUAAAUAUCUAGUUGUGUAAAUGUAUGAAGCGAUGGAUUUCCACGUCCGUUUUCCUAUCCGAUGCAUAGUUAAGUAAAUUCAUGAGCAGCUCCACAGAUAAGAUUCACUCUAAAACAUGCCUCUCGCAGGAUUCAUGCUGUAGUGACACGGUUUGCUUUAUUCUCGUUUCAUGUUUGUGUCUCAGUGAAUACCCCGAAACUGAGAUAUCAAAUGUAUUUCACAACGGUAGAUUAUUCUUGAGAUAUGAAAUCUUCUCUUUGGAGAUUAAAGAUAACAUAUUUAGAAUGACUGUUUGAAGCAGGUACUGUGGUAUAAAUAUAUUUAUCUCGAACUCUGAAACUCGAAGGGUCUAUUCGACUCGAAGUAAUCUUGGUUAUCUCCCUCC